ACGCAACAUGGCGUCCAAUCAAUGAACAGUGGAAGUGGCGAGCCAGGGCGACCUUUGCCCCGGCAGUGAAAGGAGUCAACGGCAUGGCGACCAAGAAGGCGGACGCGACCGUGCCGGCGGAGGAGAGCGACCAGCUGCUCAUCCGUCCCCUAGGCGCGGGGCAGGAGGUCGGGAGGUCCUGUAUCAUCCUCGAGUUCAAGGGAAGGAAAAUCAUGUGUCUGUGUACCCCCUCCAUGCGGUGUCAGCUGGACUGUGGGAUCCACCCGGGACUGGACGGAAUGGACGCACUGCCCUACAUUGACAUCAUCGACCCCGCCGAGAUCGACCUCCUGCUCAUCAGCCACUUCCACCUGGAUCACUGUGGGGCCCUGCCGUGGUUCCUGCAGAAGACCAGCUUUAAGGGCAGGACCUUCAUGACCCACGCCACCAAGGCUAUCUACCGCUGGCUGCUGUCCGACUUCGUCAAAGUCAGUAACAUCUCGGCCGACGACAUGCUGUACACGGAGCAGGAUCUGGAGGACAGCAUGGACAAGAUCGAGACCAUCAACUUUCAUGAGGUGAAGGAGGUGGCCGGCGUCAAGUUCUGGUGCUACAACGCGGGGCACGUGCUGGGCGCCGCCAUGUUCAUGAUCGAGAUCGCGGGAGUGAAGGUGCUGUACACAGGCGACUUCUCACGUCAGGAAGACCGACAUCUCAUGGCCGCCGAGAUCCCCAGUGUCAAACCCGACAUCCUCAUCAUCGAGUCAACGUACGGGACUCAUAUCCAUGAGAAGCGCGAGGAGCGCGAGGCGCGCUUCUGUAAUACAGUGCAGGACAUCGUGAAUCGUGGGGGGCGCUGCCUCAUCCCUGUAUUCGCGCUAGGACGGGCGCAGGAGUUGCUGCUCAUCCUGGACGAAUACUGGGGGAACCACCCGGAGCUGCACGACAUCCCCAUCUACUACGCCUCCUCCCUUGCCAAGAAGUGCAUGGCCGUGUACCAGACAUACGUGCAUGCCAUGAACGACAAGAUCCGCAAGCAGAUCAGCAUCAGCAACCCGUUCGUCUUCAAGCACAUCAGCAACCUCAAGAGCAUGGAUCACUUUGAUGACAUCGGGCCCAGCGUGGUGAUGGCCUCCCCGGGGAUGAUGCAGAGCGGGCUUUCACGCGAGCUCUUCGAGAGUUGGUGCACAGACAAACGUAACGGUGUCAUCAUCGCCGGCUACUGCGUGGAGGGCACGCUCGCCAAGCACAUCAUGUCGGAACCUGAGGAGAUCAUGACCAUGUCCGGCCUCAAGCUACCACUCAAGAUGUCGGUGGACUACAUCUCGUUCUCGGCGCACACAGACUACCAGCAGACGAGCGAGUUCAUCCGCGCACUCAAACCCCCACACGUGGUGUUGGUGCACGGGGAGCAGAACGAGAUGGGGCGGCUUAAGGCGGCCAUCAUCCGUGAGUACGAGGACAACAAGGAGGUCUCGAUGGAGGUUCACAACCCACGCAACACUGAAGCCGUCGCGCUGCACUUCCGCGGAGAGAAGCUUGCCAAGGUGAUGGGAAUGCUGGCGGUGAGAAAGGCCGAGCAGGGGCAGAGGAUUUCAGGGAUCCUGGUGAAGAGGAAUUUCAACUACCACAUCCUGGCCCCCAACGACCUGUCCAAUUACACGGAGCUGACGAUGAGCCAUGUGACCCAGUGCCAGGCGGUGCCAUACACGGGACCUCUCACACUGCUGGCCCAUCACCUCCAGACGCUUGCUGGCGACGUGGAGGAGGUGGAGGUUGGGGAUAAGCCAGCGCUGCGUGUGUUCCGUGCCGUCACCAUCAUCCAGGAGCCUGGCAUGGUGGUCCUGGAGUGGGUCGCCAACCCCGUGAGCGAUAUGUACGCUGACGCCGUCGUCACGGUAGUGCUGGAAGUUCAAUCCAACCCUAAGCUCUGCAAAGUUCCGCACCAUGGACCACCUGAGAAGACGCACAGCGCCGUGUUCCUGCAGAGGGUCCUCACUAUGCUUAGCGACAUGUUCGGAGAGGACUCGGUAUCGCUAUCGCAGGCUGGGGAUGCCCUCUCAGUGAGCGUGGACGGACGCACGGUCAACGUCUCCCUGGACACGUGUCGUGCUGAGUGUGCCGAGGGGAGCGAGGAGGAGGAUGAGGUUCUGCGGGAGAUGCUGCAGAGCUGCGUCACUCGCCUCUUCCGCUCGCUCGCGCCUGUCAUUGUGUGACAAGCAUGGGGGGCCCUGCCAGGGGACCCACGGGCCCCCGUGUCAGGAACACAGAGACCCAUGGAAACAAGCAUGGAUGGAGACGGGGAUUGCUUGUGACACCAGUUGCAGCGUGAGCAUAGCUCGGUCUCGAACUUGACCAUGACCUUGCCACCGUUCCUCCAGCGCUGGCGUUUUCUCACCAGCGAAGCUGUGAUGGCGAGGGUGAUAGUUGGGAGGAGAAGGCUCUGAGUCGACCUGGAGCUGGGCUGGGCAGUGUGCCAGCCAGGGUGGUGAGAUCCGUGCGCUUCGACAACGCACGGCCCUGAGCCAACGCUCAUGUGAGCAGUGCAUCCACGCUCCACCUGGAGCAGCUCCACACACAAGCUCUACGUCGAGCCAGAGCUGUGGUCAAUUAUAAAUACAAUGAUAGCAUUGUUAGAUAACAUUACAAUUAUUUAGAGUGAUAGCAAUUGGUUAUCAGAAUUAUUUGACAUCAGGUCUUAAUGGAGCAAUCCUACAAUUGGAGCUGCGCUAUGUGUGGAGCCAGACUGUUGCGUGCAGUUGCAGUCGACGUGAAAUGACACGUGUGGUAUGUAUGAUGAACUUCAUUUGCCCCAUCCGUGCGAAAUAACUGCUUUUUGUGUUUAGUUUGUUGUCCUCACACACCUCCGAUUAGCACAGUUGGCAGUGUAUAGUUGCGAAAGAAGUUCAACAUGCAUAUGUAUCCAAUUGCACUAAUCGGAGGUGCGGCUGAAGGACAACAAACUAAACACGAAAAGAUGAAAGUUGGUGAGAAUGUGCCCGUUUCGCGAUGAUGACGCAUCUGCUUGUGUGCUCUGCAAGCCCCUCGUGGCAGCUCCUCUGGGGGCUGCCCUCAGUGCUGCCCAGUGCACAACACGUGCUGGGCACACUUCUUGGGACUGUCUCGAGCUGGGAUGUGUCUGGACAGGAUACUGUCAUCGGGAUGGGAUGUGUUCCAAUAAACGUAUUUUGCAGAAA
Molecule: messenger RNA, 3176 nt
Organism: Petromyzon marinus (sea lamprey)
Lineage: Eukaryota; Metazoa; Chordata; Hyperoartia; Petromyzontiformes; Petromyzontidae
Source: RefSeq, a predicted model, not a curated record